Messenger RNA from Rhizopus microsporus ATCC 52813, 547 nucleotides. RefSeq lists its product as uncharacterized. The transcript is spliced from 3 exons. NCBI's taxonomy places the organism in Eukaryota, Fungi, Mucoromycota, Mucoromycetes, Mucorales, Rhizopodaceae. The record is from RefSeq and is a predicted model, not a curated record. The coding region runs from base 297 to 500 and encodes 67 amino acids.
CAAAAAAAAUCCAGACAAUGGUAAUAAAUGAAACGCGCUUAAUUUGUAUUCACAUUCGCUCAUUAUGUUCAUAAUAUUCUUAUUUGAGCUAUUAUUAUCAUUAGUAUUUUUUUUUUCUUUCAUGAAAGGGUUUGAUUAUCGCGAAAGGAAAGGAUAUUUAUAUAGCAAUAGACAACAAACAUUAGGUCAUAUUACGAAUGCUUUAUGCCAAAGAACCUUACGAAACGAGCCAUACCGUCUAUGCCACUCGAGCACAAGCAGAAGACGAAAGAAAGAGAGGCAGCUAUAUCGUAGGAAUGCUGGAUUUUAAGCCUUCCAAGCUCUAUGCGUUCAUUUACUCCUACGCCCUCCAAAAAAUUACGCAAACAUUUAUUAAAAAAAAAAAAGGGAUAGUAAUAUUAGUUGGUGAAUACAGGACGUCAAGAGUUUGCAGCCAUUGCAAAAACGAUUUAGAGGAUAUUGCUGUGUCUGAAAGAGGAUUUGACUGCAAUCAUAUGUAAAUAUUAUUUAUAUACAUAGCUGUACAAGAUAUUGACCUCUAUUUAAG